AUGGAGAGAAGAGACCAAGCUGGAAGAAGCAGGAAUGAAAAAGUUUUGAACUGCUUAUAUCAAAAGCCUGAUGCGGUAUUUAAGCUGAUUUGCUUUCCUUGGGCAGGAAGUGGUUCCAUGUAUUUGGCUAAAUGGGGUCAAAAUAUCUCUGAUUCACUGGAAGUGUACUCCAUAAGGCUUGCUGGAAGAGAAAGCCGAGCUGAAGAACCUUUUGCAAAUGACAUCUACCAGGUAGCUGAUGAAAUUGUUUGUGCUAUGAUGCCAGUCAUCCAGGAUAAACCAUUUGCAUUUUUUGGCCACAGUAUGGGAUCCUAUAUUGCUUUCAUGACUGCGCUACAUCUAAAACAGAAACAUAAGCUAGAACCAGUGCAUUUAUUUAUGUCGAGUACAACUCCUCCUUAUUCAAAGGAACGGCUUUACAUUCCCAAUGUUAAUGAUUUGACAGAAGAACAAAUCUGCCAUUAUCUUCUGGAUUUUGGAGGCACCCCCAAGCAUCUUGUUGACAACAAGGAACUUUUUCAACAAUAUACUCCUGUACUGAAGGCAGAUGUAGAAUUGGUUAGCAAUUACACCUUUGAUGCACCACGUGAGGCUCUUCUUUCCUGUGACAUUACAUGCUUUGUUGGAUCUGAAGAUGUAGCAAAGGAUAUAAAAGACUGGAAAGUCGUAACCAGUGGAAAUUUUAACAUACACGUGCUUCCAGGAGAUCACUUUUAUCUCAUGGAACCAGACAAUGAGAACUUCAUCAAGAACUACAUAGUCAAGUGUCUAGAAAUAUCAUCGCUUGCCGACUUUUAG
Molecule: messenger RNA, 798 nt
Organism: Carlito syrichta (Philippine tarsier)
Lineage: Eukaryota; Metazoa; Chordata; Mammalia; Primates; Tarsiidae
Gene: OLAH
Product: oleoyl-ACP hydrolase
Exons: 7
Coding region: 1-798 (265 amino acids)
Biological process (GO): lipid biosynthetic process
Source: RefSeq, a predicted model, not a curated record